AUGGAUUAGGAAAUAAAGAAGCUUGAAUAACUUAAAUAAUAAGAAAUAUUAUUGAUGCAAUAGAUUUAUGAAAAGAAAGUAUAGUUAAUUUUUGAAUUAGAUUAAUUACUUGAAUACAAAAAUAUAAUUAUUAACAGAGGAAUCAAAAUAAAAAGAUAUUGAAUUACAAAAUCUCAAAAAUACUUCAUCAGAGAAUUAGUUUGAAUAAAAAGUCAUAAUUUAAGAGCCUCCUAAUUUAGAUUUGUAAAAAUAAAAAAUGAAUGAUGAAAGAGAUAAAGAAUUAUAAAAGAUAAAAGCUCAAUAUUAAACUGAUUUAUAAAAUAUUCAUUAACAAAUGAGAAAUAGGGAUUUGAUGAUAGAAUAAAUGAAAUAAGAGAUUAAAAUGUUUGAACAAUUCUCAUAAUAGAACCUUGACCAUUAAAAAGUAUAAUUCCUAUCCUAAAUCAUUGAUGUUACCAAUGAAUUGCUAGUUUAAUUAUGA
Messenger RNA from Paramecium primaurelia, 481 nucleotides. The record is from the annotation of a GenBank genome assembly. Lineage: Eukaryota; Ciliophora; Oligohymenophorea; Peniculida; Parameciidae.